Molecule: messenger RNA, 6258 nt
Organism: Cladocopium goreaui
Lineage: Eukaryota; Dinophyceae; Suessiales; Symbiodiniaceae
Source: the annotation of a GenBank genome assembly
AUGAAGGCAGGAUCUUCUGCAGUGCUACAGGGGUUGAAAAAACGAGCGGACCUCAAUGGAGAGAUCGUGGUUCUCAAGGAGUGGUUGCAGCAGAAGGAUCGCAGUGAUGCUGGACCAGCAGAGAUCAACGUGAAAGUGGAGAAUCUGCAGCCCAUCAAAAAGGCAAAGAGGCCAAGUACCUUGAGCUUCUUGGCGUGUUCGAAUGGUGAUGCGCGCCCAGCCAAGCAGGCGAACAGUGUAGCGGCGCCCAAGGAAAACAUGCGCAGUUUUUUCGAGCGGCAGUCUGCCCGGAAGGCGGCGCAGGCGCAGGCGGAGGCGCAGGCGGAGGACCCUAUCUUAGUGGAAGACGAGGAUGGCAGUCCCAUGCUCCGCCGCAAACGCAAAACGGCGCCGGCUUCGGCCGCGGGCUCCGGGGCUUCGGUUGGCGCGCCGUCGCCGUCGCCACAGUCGAGAUCAGCGGGGUCACCAAGCCCCAUGCGACGCAUACGAACCAAGAGUAGUGAAAAGACGGUGGAACAAAUCUACCAGAAAAAAACGCAGCUGGAACAUAUCCUGCUCAGACCUGACAGCUAUGUUGGCUCGGUGGAACGUCAGCACCAGGAGCAAUGGAUCCGUGACACAGACGGAUCGAUGGUCCUGAAGCAGCUGUCUUUCAUCCCAGCUUUGUACAAGAUCUUCGAUGAGAUUCUAGUGAAUGCAGCGGAUAACUUGAUCCGCGACCCUUCCAUGGAUACCAUCAAGAUCUCUAUCGAUCGAAAGAAGUGUCUCAUCUCCGUGUGGAACAAUGGUAAAGGUUUGCCAAUCGAAGUCCACAAGGAGCAUGGUUGCUAUGUGCCAGAGCUGGUCUUUGGCCAUUUGCUCACGAGCGAUAACUACAACGACUCAGAGAAGAAGGUGGUCGGUGGGCGGAAUGGAUACGGUGCAAAGCUCACCAAUAUCUACUCCAAGACCUUUGUGGUUGAGACCGUGGACUCGAGUUGCCAGAAGAGAUACCGGCAAGUCUGGCGCAACAACAUGACCAGUCGAGAUGAGCCUGAGAUCAGCAAAUGUCAAGGUCAAGACUACACCUCCGUCACCUUUGAACCCGACCUGCCGCGUUUCGGCAUGACGGCCUUGGAGGAUGAUAUCGUUUCAUUAAUGGAGCGUCGGGCGUGUGAUGUGGCUGCCUCCACACGGGGCAGAUGUCGAGUCUUUCUGAAUCAGAAGGAGUUGGAGGUGAAGUCCUUCGAGGAUUACGUGGGCCUCUUUUUGAAGAAAGACGAUUUUCGAAGAGCAGAGACAUACGGAGACCGAUGGCAGGUGGCAGUGUCUCGGAGACCACAUUUUGGCACGGCAAAAUUUAAGGAGAAGGUGGCCCUGACCAAUGGCAGUGGCUUUCGACAGGUGAGCUUCGUGAACUCGAUUUGCACCAGCCGCGGCGGCACACAUGUGAACUAUGUCACGGACCAGGUGGUGGCCCGCUUGAUGGAAGACUUGGGGCAGAAGGCUGAGAAGGCUGGAAAUCUUUCGGUGAAGCCGCAGCACGUGCGCAAUCAUUUGUGGCUCUUUGUGAAUUGCCUCAUCGAAAAUCCGGCUUUUGACUCGCAGACAAAGGAGACACUCACAACGAAGAAGGAACGCUUUGGGUCCCGCUGUGAAUUGUCGGAUGAGUUGUUGCAAGGCAUUGCAGAAAGUGGCCUCAUCGAGUCUCUGAAGGAGUGGUCCAUGGCCAUGGGCAAAAGUGAGUUGGCCCGGCAUUUGCCACUUGGAUACGUCAAAGGAACAAAAGUGACCUCGGCCUCCAGAAACGUUUGCCCCUCGGCAGUGAAAUUUCCGGAUCGGUUUGGCGUCCCAAAGUUGGAAGAUGCCAACAAGGCUAUGGCAGGUACCAAAGAGUCCCAGGACUGCACCCUGAUUGUGACAGAGGGUGAUUCUGCAAAAGCCUUGGCUGUGGCAGGACUUAGCAUUGUGGGUCGUGACCACUAUGGCGUGUUUCCUCUGCGUGGCAAGCUGCGCAACGUGCGCGAGCUGACGGUAAAGCAGAUGAUGGAGAACAAGGAGAUCGAAUCUCUGAUGAAAAUCAUGGCCUUUGACGCCUCCAAGGAAUAUGUGGACACCAAGGGCUUGCGCUAUGGCUCGCUGAUGAUCAUGGCAGACCAGGAUUUCGAUGGCUCGCACAUCAAGGGCCUGGUGAUCAAUUUCAUCGAGCAUUGGUUCCCUGGGCUGCUGCAUUGCGAGGGCUUCCUGCGGGAAUUCGUGACGCCCAUUGUGAAAUGUUCGCGUGGCUCAGAGGUCGUCAGUUUCUUCACUGUGCCCGAAUAUGAGGCUUGGAAGAAGAACAACGACGAUGGCCGCGGCUGGACGUGCAAGUAUUACAAAGGCUUGGGCACCAGCACCUCUGCGGAGGCUCGGGAAUAUUUUUCGGAACUGCAGCAGCACGAGUUGACCUUCUUGACCAAUGAAGCUGACCGCGCGUUAGUUGACAUGGCCUUUAACGGUAAGAAAGCCGACCAACGCAAAGAGUGGAUUUCGCGCUGCUCCGGUGAGGAGUACGUUGAUCACUCGCAGCCCACCCUGACGUUGGAUGACUUUGUGAACAAAGAACUGGUCCUCUGGGCCAAGUACGAUGUUGAACGGGCCAUUCCCAGCGUCGUUGAUGGCUUGAAGCCGGGGCAGAGGAAGGUGCUUUUUAGCGCCUUCUUGAAGAGGUUGACGCAGGAGAUGAAAGUGGCUCAAUUCUCGGGCUUCGUCGCAGAAAAGAGUGCUUACCACCAUGGCGAGGGGUCCUUGCAGCAAACCAUCAUCGGCAUGGCGCAAAACUUUGUGGGCAGUAACAAUGUGAAUCUUUUGACGCCUUCGGGGCAAUUUGGCACGCGCAUGGCAGGGGGCAAGGACCAUGCAGCACCGCGAUACAUCUUCACGAGGCUCUCUCCAACCACGCGCUUCCUUUUUCCAAGUGCUGAUGAUCCGGUGCUGACCUACCAGUCCGAAGAAGGCAUGAAGAUCGAACCCAAAUGGUACUGCCCGGUGAUUCCCAUGGUGCUUGUGAAUGGCGCUGAUGGUAUUGGGGUUGGUUGGAGCACCUUUGUUCUGAACUACAACCCUCGCGACAUCAUUCGCAACUGCCGCCGGCUCCUGAAAAAGGAAUCCUUGGAACCUAUGCUGCCAUGGUAUAGAGGCUUCCGGGGAAACAUUGCACAGAUGCCGGAGCAAGAGGGACGAUUUGAGACCGUGGGAGUGGUGCAGCAUCGUGGCUUGACCCGCUUGGAAAUCACCGAGCUACCUCUGCGAAGGUGGACCCAGGACUACAAAGAGUGGAUCUUGGAGCACAUGCAUGGGGACGACGGCAAGCGUGCCAUGAUCUCCGAGUUUCGGGAAUACCACACGGACAACACGGUGCAUUUCAGCCUCAGCAUGUUGCCCGACAAGGUGGCACAAGCCGAACAGAAGGGUUUGGAGAAGGCCCUGCAUUUGAAGUCUUCGAUGUCAUUGAACAACAUGUUCCUCUUCGAUUCCGACGGGAAGUUGAAGAAGUAUUCUUCGCCAGAGGAGAUUCUGAAGGAUUUUGCCAAGACCAGGCUCGAAGUGUACCAGCUGCGUAAGGACCACCUAAUCAGGGAGCUGGCCAAGGAAGCAGCGCUGAUGAGCGAAAAGGCUCGCUUCAUCCAGAUGGUGGCCGAAGGCCAGUUGAAGGUCGAAAGCCGGCCCACGAGAGAGGUCACUGAGGAGAUGCAGCGCUUGGGCUUCCGCACCACGCAGGACAUCGAUGCAGGCAAGGUGGAGAUCGCGGAACUGAAAUCCCCGCGGCGCCACAAGAAGCGACGAGUCAUCGACGUACAAGAUGAAGAUGUGGAUUUGUCUGGUAAAGAUGGCUAUGAGUACUUGCUGAAAAUGAAGCUUUGGACUUUGACCAAGGAGCGCGCCGAGAAGCUCAUGCAAGAAUUAGAGCAGCGUUUAACGAAGCUGAAGGAACUGCAGAAGAUGACCUUGGAAGAGAUGUGGGAGAACGACUUGCUGGCGCUGGAAUCGGCUUUGGACGCCUGGGAAGCGCAGGAGGCGAAGGAGCAGAAAGAGGCGGAGCGUCUCUCGAAGAAGCAAGGCCGAGAUUUCGAGGAUAACUCCGUGAACCAACAGUGUGUCUUGGUUCUGAGCAACAGUUUCUCACAGAUCAAGCGGAUCAGGACGGCACGCUUUCAGGGUGCACGCCGCGGUGGCAAGGGCAAGUUGAUUGCGAGGAAAGGUGCGGCAGAAGAGAAGGAAGAGGAGGACACGGAACUUCCAGAUGCCAUCAAUGCGGCCUUCGUUUGUCGAGAGUUUGAUGCGCUUCUUGCCUUCACCAAAGCGGGGCACGUCUUCAAACUUCAGGCUUUGGACGUACCACUCCAGCAGCACAAAGAUGUGUCCGUACCCAUCGAAGAGUUAGCCCCGGUACUUCCGAAGAAUGACGGCGUCACGGCAGUGAUCGCAGUCCCACAUGCCCUGAAGGACCAAGACAGCGAGUUCGCCAUCAUCGUCACGGCCAUGGGCUGGGCCAAGCGCGUGCCGCUGAGCGGCUUCCGAACCCUGAGGCCUGGCAAAUUGACCGUGGCGUGCCCCUUGAACGAGGACGAUGAGUUGCGCUGGGUGCACCGUGCCGGGCUGCAGGACCUCCUCGUGACGGUCUCGGAGAGUGGCGCGGCGCUCUGCUCUCAGGCCUCCAAUCUUCGGAGCAGCACCUUGAAAGCGAAAUGCAUGCCCUGGAUGAAACUUCGUGGCGAUUCCCUUGGCGGCAGCGGCAUUUGCCACCUCACCGCUGACGCUGCGGCCGAGCUGCCGACCGGCGCCGGCGCCGGCAAAAAGCAGCGGAUGUCGGGCUUCCAGCUGUGGAUCAAAGAGAACAAACUCGCUCCUUCUGCAGAAGUUGGGCAGAAGUGGCGAGAGCUGGCCAGCGAAGAGAAAGAGCAAUGGCAAGCCAAAGCCAAGGCCCUGUCGCUCUCGGGCCCCGCCACGGCCGCUGGCUCCGACGACGACUCGGACGAAAACCCGGUCGCCGCCGAUGCUUCCGAGGCGUCCGCACCGGUCGAAGCGGCCGCAGCACGUGGGGUGCUGCAGAGAAUUCAGCAGUUCAUGGGGAGAAGCAAGGACGCCGCCAGUGCUGCAGUGACUGCGGCACCUGAGUCGGAACCUGUCGAGGCUGUCGAGGCAGAGCAGGAGGAUGAAGGCAGUGGAGGAGAACCGUCGCCCACAUCUCCCAGCGGCAGCGGCAGCGGAGCAUGGCAGAAGCUCAUGGCUGCGCAGAGCGUUCUCAUCGUGACCCGUGGUGGCAUGGGCAAACGCCUCCCACUGAGUGAGCUGAAAUUGGUGCCACGCAAUCGCACAGGGCAGCAGGCCAUCAAGUUGGGCAAGCGCCCGAGUCAGGUUUGCGCCAUUUGCAUCACCGGUUCGCAGAGCUUGCCCAAGCUGCCCCGCAGACCCAAAGCACCGCAGGAGUUGUACCAGGAUUCCCUGCUACGUGAUGGUAAUGACUUGGAGUCAGCUACGCCCUUUGAGUCUCUGAGUGCCAAGCAACAGGGACAUUUUCAGCAGGAACAUGAAAGCGAGGAGUCGGCAUACCAGGAAGCUGUGAAGAAGAGGAAAAAGGUGGAGGAGGAACUCAAGGAGCAGCUGGGUCAGGUGCUACUGUGCAGUUCAGGUGGUGCCAUUCUACGGCUGCCGGUGUCGCAGGUGGAGCUCUGUAAGAAACGGGUCGCUGGCAGAUGCCUCAUGAAGGUCGACGCAGAGAUCGAUUCCGUGAUCUCUGCAGCACUGAUCUCAGCAGUGGAUGCCGAGAAGGAUGAUUUGACGACGCCACAUUCCGCAGAAUGUGAAGGGGAAGCGCCCGCAGCUGACGAUGGAGACGAGGACAUGGGUGAGUCGGGUUUUCAGUUCCUUGCGAAAGCCGGUGCCAAUCCGGAGUUGUGGCGUGCCAACUUUGCGAUGGUCGAAUGGCGUGGCUCGGACGAGGCAGAGAUGGACAUGAGACCUGAAGCGAUCGUAUCGCGGCUCUACCUCAAGGUGGAGUACGAAACCUUGCGUCGUUUGCCAAAGAACUCAGAGUAUUUGGUCUUCACCAUCCGUCCGUACAUGGAUCCGCUGCCCGCUUGGAGCAAGACGCCUCUGGCCUGUCGUAGCCUGGCACGGGAGAUCCGCAGAUUGCCAGAGGCUGUUCUGGACUACAAGGGCUUGGGCGAGCCUGCUGUGCGGUCAGCGACUUUAGCCUUCCUGGAUGCUGUGUGUGCAGCCAGUGGCGUGGAAAGCUGA